AUAACGGUCGGUUAUGCAACACACAACGCAGUCACCUAGGUGCACGAACCUCUCGCCUCAAACUUGACAACCCCAUCUUGUCGAAAUGACAUUCAACCAUUUCAAAUUCAAGUUUCUACCUUAAGUACACAAAAUGGAGAGCACCGAAGAAACGAGAAGUUACGGCUCUGAGGGUCACUUGUCGCGGAAGUCGUCGGAGAGUCCCCACCCGUCGAUCCGCUCGUCCAACACCAGUAAAAAAAUCAGGACUUCUCGGAGUUCCGUGAGCGUCCAGCGCAGCUCGCUCAUCCCGCAGAAGGAGUCCGUGUACUCGGAGGGACCUUCAGACGAAAUAACCGAACCCAAGAAACAAGAAAGUGCGCUUGGGUGCGACUGCGCGCCUGGGUUCUACAACAAGGUUUUGGGACCUACGGCGGACGAAACUAUCCUGACGGGGCUGCAGACUCUUAUAGAUUUGUGUGGUAAGUUGAGGGUUUGUGGGGAGAGGGAUGAGUCGGGGGAGGAGGAGCCGGAACGGGAGCAGGACCUACCAGAGAAGGACACCUCGACUAAAUUAAGAGCGUCCAAAAUCCAAACGGAACAAAGCUUAGCAGCUGCCAAGAGCCAGACUGAGCGCAACAUAAAAACCUCCAAAAGCCAAACUGAUCACUCUAUGGUUUCGGCAGGCUUUCAAGUCAAUCCAAGUGUGAAAUCGAUAGAUGUUCAAACUGCUCCUUACCCACAGAUGGUGUCUGAAAUUCUACAAACCAUUGGGUUGACACCAGAGAUGGUUUCAAAGGUUUUGCAGACGUCAUUCGUAGACAUGACCGAGCCCCAGAAAGCCAGCCUAAUGUCAAACGCCAUGCAAACCAGCAUCCGCGAAGUAAAGUCAGGCCAAGUUCAAACCAGCUCCAGUCUCCUACCAACCAUCCAGGAACAAACCGAACCACCUCCUCACAGAGACUCCAAAACCCAAUCCGACGUGGUUCGUUCCGUCAGCAAGCAAACCCUAACCGAGAAAAGCAAAAGCUCCACCACCAUUCUGGAACCACGACCGGAGAAAGUAAAACCUGAGCAACAAGUCAAAAGCGACGAACACAAAUGCAUUUCUCCCCCGGAACCACCCGACAUCCACUGCAAAUGCUGCAAGUGCUCGUCCUCCAGCAGCCUGCGACGAAGCUCCAAAAGCUCGGUCGACAAAGCCCCGUGUGUGUGCGGCAGCAAACCCUCCACCAAGUGCAAGUGCGAGUCUUCGCCGGAGCGCAGAAAGUCUGGAGAGGGCGAACACGGAGAUCAACAAAGCCCGGUUGAGGUGAAGUACGCCAUCACGAAAAUCUCCAAGUUCAAGGAGUUUACGACGUUUGAGGUUAUGAGGUCCACGAGGAACCAGCCGAGUAAGAUGCCGAAGGGGAUUGAGGGGGUUUUCGUGCUGAAGAAGAAGAACGGGGACUCGAAUGGGGAGGUGCGGGUGAAGACGUCGAAGCGGGGGAUUAACGGGUCGAAGAACGGGGGGAGUAGGAGCUCGAACGGGGGGAAGCGCCGGAGUUCGAAGGAGAUUAACGGGGGUAAUGGGAGUAACGCGGGUAAUGGGGGGAGGAGCGGAGAGGUGAGGAGUCACAGCCAAGUGGAAGCUAACUAA
Molecule: messenger RNA, 1618 nt
Organism: Zophobas morio
Lineage: Eukaryota; Metazoa; Arthropoda; Insecta; Coleoptera; Tenebrionidae
Exons: 14
Coding region: 134-1618 (494 amino acids)
Source: RefSeq, a predicted model, not a curated record